Molecule: messenger RNA, 1081 nt
Organism: Cicer arietinum (chickpea)
Lineage: Eukaryota; Viridiplantae; Streptophyta; Magnoliopsida; Fabales; Fabaceae
Product: small ribosomal subunit protein eS4z
Biological process (GO): translation
Cellular component (GO): cytosolic small ribosomal subunit; ribosome
Molecular function (GO): structural constituent of ribosome; RNA binding
Source: RefSeq, a predicted model, not a curated record
AUAUCCACGCAUCUUCAAUUAGGGUUUGCUUCUUAACAAAGAGAGGCGCAGCUUCUGUUUCCAUUCUUCACUUUGUUGCCCUAACUUUGUAAUUCCAAAAUGGCAAGAGGAUUGAAGAAGCAUUUGAAGAGGCUCAAUGCCCCCAAACAUUGGAUGCUUGACAAAUUGGGUGGUGCUUUUGCUCCAAAACCCUCAUCUGGACCACACAAGUCCAGGGAAUGUCUCCCACUCAUUCUCAUCUUGCGUAACAGAUUGAAGUAUGCUUUGACCUACCGUGAAGUCAUUGCUAUUCUGAUGCAACGCCAUGUCCUUGUUGAUGGCAAAGUUAGGACUGACAAGACCUAUCCAUCUGGAUUCAUGGAUGUUGUGUCAAUCCCGAAAACAAAUGAGAACUUUCGCCUGCUCUAUGACACUAAAGGCCGAUUCCGUCUCCACUCAGUCAGAGAUGAUGAGGCAAAGUUCAAGCUCUGCAAGGUUCGGUCUGUGCAAUUUGGGCAGAAAGGUAUCCCAUACCUGAACACUUAUGAUGGCCGCACUAUCCGCUACCCAGACCCUGUCAUCAAGGCAAAUGACACCAUUAAGCUGGAUCUGGAAGAAAACAAGAUUGUUGAUUUCAUCAAAUUUGAUGUUGGCAAUGUAGUUAUGGUUACUGGUGGAAGGAACAGGGGGCGUGUUGGAGUGAUCAAGAACAGGGAGAAGCAUAAGGGAACAUUUGAGACAAUCCACGUUCAGGAUGCCACUGGACACGAAUUUGCAACUCGUUUGGGCAAUGUGUUUACUAUUGGCAAGGGGACAAAGCCAUGGGUAUCUCUUCCCAAGGGUAAGGGUAUUAAACUCACAGUCAUCGAAGAAGCUAGAAAAAGGGCUGCAGCCCAACAAGCAAUUGCUGCUUAAAUCUUUAUGGAAUGAAUUUAUAAUAGACUUGUGUGUUAGUUUUGUUCAACAAUUUUGGUUUUUAAUGUUUGUUGUUAAUCUUGUCAUAGAAUCUCUCUUAAUUAUCUAAUGCCUCUAUUUUAUUUUGGAAAAAAAUAAAGGUGUAAUGUGUUUUAACAUUCUCUUAAAAGCUUCUUUUAAAGGAAAA